Molecule: messenger RNA, 2289 nt
Organism: Oncorhynchus gorbuscha (pink salmon)
Lineage: Eukaryota; Metazoa; Chordata; Actinopteri; Salmoniformes; Salmonidae
Gene: slc23a3
Product: solute carrier family 23 member 3
Exons: 13
Coding region: 244-1956 (570 amino acids)
Biological process (GO): transmembrane transport
Cellular component (GO): membrane
Molecular function (GO): transmembrane transporter activity
Source: RefSeq, a predicted model, not a curated record
AGGGGACAGAAUUGCUACACGUUUCAGCUGAUCCUCUGUUGUUGUUGUUGUGGUUUUGCAGCGGAUGAGUUGAAGACAGAGCGAGAGAGAGAGAGGGACAGAAAGACAGAGAGAGAGAGAGACAGAGAGAGAUAGAGGGGGGAGUGAGAAGAAAAGCGCGAGAGAGAGAGAGAGAGAGAGAGGAGAGAGAGAAGGAAAUCUGUAUUCAUGUAAGGAGUUUUGACAAGAAGACAACAGCCGUGUAUGAUAAUGGAUGCAGGUCAGCGUUUUGACACCGAACUCCCUGACGAAACCAGAAGUACCAGCAACACAGAUAUCUCAAGUGUGAACCAACAUCCACCCUGCUUUCUAAACCUGCUGUUGGCGAUACAGCAGGUGUUUGUGCAGUGCUCUCUGCUGGUUCUGGUCCUCGGUGUGUUGCAGCAACAUCUACUGUUACAGGAUGGAGAGAGAGAGAGGUUACUGUCCUCCAUGUUGUUCUACUCCGCUCUCUCCACUCUGAUACAGAGCUGUCUGGGGACAUGCCUCCCUCUGGUCCAGGCUCCAUCUCUGGAAACCCUGAUUCCUGCUGUAGUCCUCACUGCCCAGAUUGUUACUGAACCGGCCUGCAGAGGGCACUGUGAGGAGAGUGAGGAGGAUAUCCUGCCCAGAGCCAACCCAGUCAGAGAGCUCCAGGGUAUGACUGUGAUAGUGGGCAUGGUCCAGCUGCUUCUGGGUGUGACUGGUCUGAGUGGUGUGGUUCUGAGACACUGUGGUCCGCUGGUCAUAGCCCCUCUGUUGUGUCUACUGGGCUUCUCCAUCUACAGAGAGGCUGCUCUGCUCUGCUCAGACCACUGGGCCAUCGCUGCACUGACAGUCAUCCUCCUUGUGCUCCUGUCCCAGCAUCUACGCUCCUACAUGCUCCCAGCAUGCCUCAGCAUGCCUCAGCUGCCUGUCUGCAGGAUGCUCUCUAUGCUGCUUCCCCUACUGAGUGUGUGGGCUCUGUGUGAAGUCUUGGAGAGUUUUGGGGUUUUGCGUCUCCGUUCCGUCUCCGAGCUGCUGCCGGCACUGAAGACGAGCAACACUUCCUUUCCCGAACCUUUACGGUCGGACCCCUUCACUGUGCCGUGGCUCAGUCCCCCUCUGGCAGCUGAGACAGGUCUACCCCUGCUGUCAGUUCGAGGCAUGGCGGCUGGUGUCGUUGCAGCCCUCUCCUCCUCUGUCAGUUCAGUGGGGAUGUACCUGCUAACGGCCCGGCUCCUGGGAGUCCCCCCUCCCCCCGCAGCAGCCUGUAACAGAGGCCUUGGGUCCCAGGGUCUUGGCAGUGUGGUGGCUGGCCUGAUGGGGGCGCCACUGGGGCUCAGCAGCAGUGUCCCCAACACCUGUACUCUUGGACUCAGCCAGUCUGGGUCCAGGUGGACAGUGCAACUGGCAGCCAUCUUGGGACUGGUCCUAGGAGUGUCGCCUCGACUGACACAGAUCAUCACUUCUGUCCCCUUGGCCAUCUACGGUGCUCUUCUCAGUGUAACGUACACUAUUGCCGUGGCUACAGGUGUGAGGUACUUCCAGUUCACACACAUCGACUCUGGACGUAACAUCUUCAACAUCGGCUUGGCUGUCUUCAUGUCUCUAGUGCUGCCUCACUGGUUCCGCAUGCAGACCGUCUUUAUUGACACGGGUAUGGUCAGUGUUGAUGUCCUUCUCCAUUCUCUUCUGACCUCACCUGUGCUCCUGGUGGGCAUCCUGGCUUUCCUAUUGGACAAUACAGUAUCGGGGUCUUCAUCGGAGAGAGGACUUGACUCAGCGGAGAUGGAGAAGACAGGAUGGACAUCAGUCAACAGUGAGCCAGGGUAUCACCAGGAAGUGGAGUUAAUUUACGAGUCCCCUUAUCUCCUGAGAAGACUGUGGAAGUUACCUUGGUUACGGACGGCCCCCUUCUCUGCCUGUAGGAUCACAGAUGAUGGAGGCGUACUGUAGAGUCCCGUCUGAGGAUAACGCUGUUCCUGUUCCAUUUCAUGUCCGUCAGCUAUUAAACCUUCACUCCCCGUACCUGCUUCUCAUCUCUUGCGGCGAUCCUUCCAGGUGACUACCUCAUGCUUCUGGUUGAGAGAAUGUGCAAAGCUGUCAUCAAGUCAAAAAUUGGUUACUUUGAAGAAUCUCAACUAUAAGAUUUAUUUUUGAUUAACACUUUUAUGGUUACUGAAUGAUUUGAUAUGUGUUAUUUAAUGGUUUUGAUGUCUUCACUAUUAUUCUACACUAUUAUUUUGCAAUGUGGAAAAUAGUAAAAAUAAAGAAAUACCCUGGAAUGAG